CAUUUUCAGGGGAGCACUCGAGAUGAAAGAGUUAGAUAGUCCUAGUAUUGAAUUUGAUGUCCUCUGAAUGAUUAAAAUCGACAUUUUUGGAAGACUCAUACAACUUCUACUACUACUACUACGCAGUGUAGUACUACUAGUUGUUUUUGGAGUACGAGUACGCGAAGUUCCAAUCAUGAACAAAAUGGCAAGAGGUCGCUCAUUCUCGUUUCUGCUCUACAACUGAGGGGCGCUCCUCGUUGUCGCUGCUUCCAGAGGCACCAUGCACACCACAUCAUGCGUGAAGAGUUCUGCCACGAGCAUCGCUCCGAUUUUUAAGGUGCAGCACAUACUCGAAGAGAAGAGCCGACACUUUGGUGCAGGACUAGAGGCGCUGUAAAGCUCUUGUCAAGAAAGCUCACGAAAUGGCAAGGAGCGGCGCUGUUGAGCAGCAACUUGUCGUCUCCCUUGCGGAAGAAGUGAGGGACCUCAAGGCAACCGUGAAGAGUCUGGAGGCGCGGUUAGAACAUUAAGGCAACCAAGAGAGAGCAUCCUCAAGUGUGAGCAAAAGCAAUGAAGAGACAGCACUUUGCAAAUUUUUUAACGUUUAUAUCCGCAACAUCGUCACUUAACCAAUUAAAUAUUUUCCAAAGGGAAAUGGAAGUCAAAGGAAAAUGGAGGCCUAUAAUCGUUAGGUACCUUGUCAAAAUAAGGGGGUUGGAAGUUGACAUCUCUAUGCGCAUCUCUGUGGCUUUUUCAAGUACGUAGGAAAGCCAUAGAGGAUAUGCGAGCUAGAGACGCCAACUCGUCUCAACCUCUAAGCAAAGGCAGUGACUGUCCUCGUAGCUCCUCUUCUAAGAACAACAGCAGGAGAAGUUCCAGACUGUCCCGAGUGGGUCGCAAUGGACCAAUCUUGUGACACGGUUCGAGAAGCAUGCGUCACCUCUGCUGGAUCGAUUGUCGAAAGAAAUGGGCGAACGCGUUCUGAAGGACGAUUUUACUGCCCUAGAAAAACGAGUAAAAUUGUGUGAACGUGACCUGUCACUCAAAGCAGACGCGGAUGCAAUGAGUAAUGUGUCGCAACUCGUAGCUCAGUUCCGAAACGCAAUAGGCGGAAAAGCCAGUCAAGAUUUAAGGCUGGUGGAUUUGCGUAGUAUUAACGGCUUUGGUUUAGGUUUUCCUUAAUAUACUUCUGCUAGAGGAUGAAAUGAUGCAUCUUUCUAGCUACUAGCUGCUAGAAGAAAGAGUAGAUCAUAGCUACUAGUCGCACUUGAUGUAGUUUGUGGAUGAAGAAUCCGUUACUGAUUUACUCGACUACGAACCACAUCAGCGAUUCCAGUGAUGAAAUUGAGUACUAUCUCUUCAUCUUCUAAAAACUGCCGUGCAGAUGCUCCAGCAAAGUGUAGCCGAACAAAGGGACUCCCUCUUAUGAUGUUGUUAACCCAAAUGUUUAUAUGUGGACAUAAAAAUAGUUCUUUUCCCUCAUAGCGUAGGUGGACAUCAAUAUCUUAAGUAGCGAAGGUCGACACUCAGUGGUCACUUCUGAUGCUGAGCGGAAGAGGCCACCUUCAAAGCUCUCCCCUUUUCCCUUCAUUACCCCCUGUUCUCUCAAGUAGGUGAAGAUCCAAAACAUCGGAGGACAUGCUCAUCUCUUGUUCGCUACUUCUUCACCUACUAGUUCACUUGAUUAUUUUUUUAGUUUACGUGAGUCCCAGUCCUAUCCAGAAAUAGGACGAGAGAGACGCAUUCAUAGCGCAAAGAGAAGGCAGCGGCGCACCGGGUAGAACAAAUCCAGAAUGUACUGGACACUCUCGUAGUUAUGACUGACAGCACUGUCCUCUUUCUCUUAGAUACACAAGUGGGCCUGCUCCGAAGACGAACCAAGAAUGAUUGACGUCCGCAUAUUAACAUGGAUCGACAUGAAUCUUGUUCGGAGCGACUAUCAGAACGAGGGAAAUAUUCAUAUCUACUUAAGCAAAACUAUUCCUGCUCUCCACCACCACUAAUUCGAAGCAGUCGAAAAGUCGCUACGCUAGCGCAGUGGACAUGGAUUCCGUACUGCAGAGACUUCCUGCCGUGGAGCACGACCUACAGCAAAAGCCUGAUCUUGCCGAAUUUCGAGACAUAGUAAUGAUAAGAUAUUGACAUUGAUGUACUGAUAUUAACUGUGGUGCGAGAUUAUUAGAUUGUAUUGUAUCAGAAUCAAUCCUGAUUCAUCUUACUCUCGAUUCAGUACUUCUUUUUUGGAAAAAAACAAAAAUCAGACCUAAAUUUUUUUUAGAGGAUUUAGACCAGGGAAAUGAUUGCUCAAUUAGUUAUGUUGGGAAAGAGAGGACCUGCCUAAUCGUCGUGAGAGCCUUGAUGUUAUGGAUUGCUUUCCUGCCACAGCGAUUACUGUUUAAUAUGUCCUGUGUUCCGUUCUUGCCACCCCCUCUAGGCGUCGCGUGUGAUGCAGACGGAAACGGCGCUGCUUUCUAAGUACAGUAAUGCCGAAGGCCGGAAUCUAGCGCAGACUGUGGCCAACCUGGAGGUGGUCGUUGGCACUACUUCCGGUCUGAGUCCGCAGACCAUUGCUAGUAUUGAGAAUCGGUUGGAACAGGCAGAGGCAAGUCUGAACGGCAAGGUAAACGUGGAUGAGCUGUUACAGGUGAAUAACCGAACAACCGCAGUCGAGCGCUCGCUAUUUUGGAAAGCUGGUAGUUACGGGUGGUCGUUCCCAGCACACAAUGUGCUGGCUACUCAAUGUCAUUGCUGCAUCCUGCACUAUCAUUCUACUUGGCUUCUUUUCCGAUACCAAAACGAAAGAAGUCAAGCAGGAUGAUGAUGGUCUGACGAACGCAAUACAACCAACGUCGCAGCGGCCUCUAAGCUAGUGUCGAAGUGCAUAAUUUAGCGAAGCGCAUGCUUUGUGCGGAGGUUGAAGUUGCGGGUAAAGCGGAGAAGAGUGUGGUUGAGAGUGCGCAAAAUCGGCUUGAAAUGGUAGAGGAGGAGGUGGCAGCGAAAGCCCGCUCAUCGGACUUGGCAACUGUAGGGAUGGACAACUAGAGUCGUUGUAGUUUCGUACUUAGUCGUUGUAGGUCGUAUUAGUUACUAAUACAUCAACCUACAACGAACAACUAGAAGCUCUAAAAUCUCUGACAGAGCGUUGUGCCUUCUUAGAGCUGCAGCUGCCUGAGAAAGCGAACAUGGAGGAAAUUGCUGUUCACCGGUCAAGACUCAACAUGCUAGAAUUGGAUCUAGUUGGGAAAGCCAAUAAAGGCGACGUAAAUGUGGUGCAAGACAAUUGCCUCUUGCUCACGGAUGCGAUUAAUUAUGCUGGCGUUGUAUCAUACAUAGUUGUAGUUAUCUUGUGCUUUAAUAUUCGUCAGUCACGACAAUCUGAAACUUCUGUUUUUAGAAGAGCAGGAGCAGGACAUUUAAAGCGGAGGCUUUCCUCCUCGUCAAGACCACUUAUUCGCUCCUAUCGUCGCCUCGAUCUUCGUGAUCAUGAAGAUGAUCGAGAACUAGCAGUCUUCAUCACUUAUCACUUCUACUCCGAUCAUUACCCUUCCUCUGCCCCUUCUUCCUCCUUUACCUUUCUCCCAUCUCCAAAAAUUAGGAAAUGUUCGGGUGUACUAGAUUAGUGUUAGUUAUGGACCUAAUAAAGAUUAACUAAUCCACUAUCGUCUAGAACAGCUGCAUUAUCACUUCUACUCUUCUAAGCUAACGACCGGGCGCUGCUGAGCGAAGUAUCCGCCUUGCGAGAGCAAAUUGAUAUGAACGCGGAAGGGCUCAUUAGCGAGCGGGCAAAGUCAAGAGAUGAGAAUCUCUUGCUGCAUCGCGACUUGUUUCGGUUGCAGAGACAGAUCCGAGAAAAGCCAGACUUCGCGAGCCUACCCAUUGGACCCAACCUGCUGCGCGAUACCAAGAAAUUUUCGGGGCUGUGUAAAGGUUAAGAUUUAUUUAGAUAUUUGGAUUACUUGAUUCUUUAUCUUUUGGUUUUUUGUUUUCUAGUUAGGUGUGCUCCACCGAUGUUAUUAAGGCUUGGCGAGAUACUAAUCCAUCUUCUCAGGCUUGCCCUAAUUCUAAUCCAUCCUCUUCUUUCAGGAGUAUCUACUACCUUCCACCUCCUGUUGUCCCAUGACGAUUCGAAUCUAUUUUUAGCUGGUUGUCCCAUGCUAAAAAGGCUUACUCAAUACCGAAUUGAGCUGGACCAGUGGAGGGCUUGGAGGAGACUGGUCAGGUUUCCUAUGGAAAAAGCACAAUUUACGGCUUCCCCUGAUGGUCCAUCUACUUCAGCUAGUGCAUCUUGGAAGAUAUGCUGUUCCUUAUAAGGAGAAGGAACCACCAAGAUGCACCAUGUUGUCCUGAAGAAAAUGGAGAUCUAAAUAAUCCUGCACCAACACGAGGCGAUCUGUGUGACGGUCUCUACGGCAGUGGAGUGCUCAAGUGUUAUCCAGGCAGCUUUGGCACCAGCUCAAGUUCAGGAGGCACGAAAAUUAUGUCAUCUAGGGUCGUGUGUGCCGAUGAAAUAACCCAUGACUAGUUAUUUCUGGUAGAACCUACGCAAGAACCUAAAAAAACGAUGAAGGUGCUCAACCUACGAGUAAGAUCGUUGCAUAUUCAACUCUGAUGUGCUCUCCAAAUUAUGAUCAUUGAAAAGCCAAAUUAUUGUCUGAAAAGUUGCAAAUGCUGCAGCGACAGGUUAUCAGACGUAAGUUCUUUCUUCCUCUGCUAAUGGCAGCUCCUCUUCUGGUAGCGGGCACGAGCACAAGCAUCACCAUCAUCACGGAGACUCUUCACGAGAAGGCGGCGGAGGGUUGUUAGGGGAUACGUCGGGGGUCAUCAGGGGUGGAGCGAGCAGCAGUUCUCUGGCUUCAGGAAGCAGUAUACCUGGGAUGCGGGUUGACUGCAAAGUCCAAGUGGUAAAAGUCACUUUUGCUUCAGCGUCAGGGAACAUGUUGCACUAGGAACAAGGACGUAGUACUUGUACUUCGACCAUUCUUAAUCGGUUUUAUUGGUUUGCAAGUAAUUCGUAUAUUUUCUGCUUGUUGUAGUUACAGCACAACUACGGCGUGACAGCAGGCGAGAACUGUGGUUACUUCACAAAACAAUACAUAAGACCAGUAGUACGGCUCUCCUUUGGAGGUUCUGUAUUACUGGAUGGCCUCAAUGGUAGACACUUCUGGCUACAUACUCUCGUCAACGACUUUUCUACUUGGUGCGUCGCUCUAAUUCGGGCGUGGCGGAGGUUCAUCAGGUGGUGGCGGAUCGUCUUCCCCGACGAAGAAGGCUAGUGCAGGAGCGCCUUCACAGACCCUAAACUCAACAAUGGGGAGCACAAAUAAAGGUGGAUCAGGUGCUAGUAUUAAGGCUUGCUGUAAUUCACCUUGUAAGGAACAGGAUUUCAAGAUGAAAACAUGUCCGUUUUGACAGGUUUACCGUUUGAACAGGUUUUCAAGAUGAAAACAUGUCCAGGACGACUUCCAAGAUGAAUUUUGGUCCGCGCUAAUGCUAACCAGGACUCUGCAGCUUCAGCGAUAUCUUCUGGAGUAGCGGCUUUGCUGGGCGAACUAGGAGAGCAUUUCGUGAACCCGGAAACGAGUGAGGACGAUCAGAAUAGUUUUGCUUAUGGUCAACAUUUAGUGUCCGUCUUUCUCAGCAUCUCGAUGCUCUUUUCCAUCAAAUACAUCAACCUUUCUCUCGUCGUCUUUGGUACCAUGCUACAAAGAUCCCAGCAUCUCAAAGAAUAAUACAAGGGAGAGCAAAUGGGUCGUCGAGAUAUAUAGGACUACUGACCACAUGAAUUAUCAGUAAGUAGAACGUGCCUGCCCAUCUAAUUUCCCGGCUCAGACCUCAAUUGCGUGAUCAUAGAUGUAAAGAUCUUAGAUGACGCUGGCGGCCAAGGAGGUCUGGCGAUUCUCUGCCAGUCCCAUCCCUUAUUCACCAGCUACAACCGUGGCAGCUUCCGGACUCAGGUGUCCGUUUUCUGCAAUGUGCUCGAGCAUAGCGGGGACACGGAGUUGUACUUGUUCUUAAGGUGCUGGCGUACCGUUACAGUCGUUGUGUAGCAUCAGUAUCUCCCUUACUUUCAGUCAGUAAAUCGCUUAUUUCAGUUUUUCGAGUAGAAGAAACUCCGCAAUUGCCUAGAAACGAGGGGAUGUAAACGGGAUCGGUCUAAUGUUUAACGGCCGCGGCGCGGGUGUGCGAGUUAGUGGGCGGGCAAAGAACAUGGGGUGGAGGCAUUAUCACUCUUCUCAGAAAGGGUUUGGAGACAACGAGACGUCUUCUUUUGUCGGAAAAGGAAGGUAAUCUUUUUAUCUGAUAAUUGUCAGUCUACUUACUCGUUUAACCACCUGAUAGAAGAACACUUCUGUGGAAGCAAUUAUAUGAACAUAACCUAUUUGUAGAACACUCCUGUGCAGGAUGAGGAUCCACAAUCUGACCACCUCAUCCUACACUUUCACAGAAUGCGUGUCGCUAUUGCUCUACCCUACGUAGGGCACGGGUAUCACGGUGGCGUCCCAGUUUGGAGUGGUUUUAUUAGCGACUACUACGCACAAGACACAAAAGCACUUACAACUGCGGUCGGUGGGGGAUAGUAAACAGAUGAAUAGAAGUUGUAGCGUAGAAAAGAUUCAGGAACCACCGCACUUCUAGAAUAAUAGUGAUUAUCCUUCUAAAAAUGAGAAUUUAUAUGUAGAAAGAACCACAAGAAGCACAACAAGAGGACUAGAAGUAGACGUAGAGUCAGUGUUUAUCCUCGUCUUGAUGGUACUAGUAAGCUGUUUUAUUUGCACCUCUUACCGGUCAACCAACUUGUUUUGUCUGAAGAUUUCACUCAAGUAUUGCCCCUAUUGUUCAAUUAUGUUCGUCACACUUGAAAAAUGUUUAUCAUGUUCUAGGUAUGACAACUAGGAAGAGGUGUAGCACCUUCCUGUGCGAAUGGGUAGAAGACGAUUUUGAUCAUUUUAAGCGGCACAAAACUGCUCAAUGAAGGUCGAAAAGAAGAAGAAAUCACAGGAAGAGGCAAUCUUCCCAAAGCACAGGAGACUUCUCUGAUAUUAUAUAUAGAAAGUCAAGAACAGGAGAGACGUGCUGUCCUCUGGCAAAGAUUAGUGAGCACGCUCAGACAGUGCUCAGACAAG
Molecule: messenger RNA, 7106 nt
Organism: Amoebophrya sp. A25
Lineage: Eukaryota; Dinophyceae; Syndiniales; Amoebophryaceae
Source: the annotation of a GenBank genome assembly